AUGUCAAUACAACAAGUCUUCAUUAUAAGUAGAGCUGGAAGUCUUAUUUAUGACUGGGAGGCCAAAACAGAUGUGGUGGAAGUGGAGCGGAUUUGUGAAUACCCUUUAGACAUUAUUUUGGAAGAAGUAGAUCAAAAAGCGAUGGUGGUCUUCGGAGAGAAAGAUGGCACGAGAUUUUUCGUUGAUGAUACAGAGCACAAUAUUCUGAAAUAUUUGGAGGAUGAGUCCAACUUUCCGGUCAGCAUACGGUUCUCUCCUCCGUCGGUUUCCACAAAUGAGAAAAUCAUACUUUCUUCCAUGUUUCAUUCAUUGUUUACGAUUGCUGUGCAAUUGAGCCCAGCUGCUCGGAGCUCCGGAAUCGAGGAGUCAAAUUUGUUCGUGGUUACGUCGCCUUCGGCUGCGAUUCCCAUCGAAUCUCUUCUUAACAAGCUUUAUGAACUUUAUGCUGAUUACGCCCUGAAAAAUCCGUUCUACGCAAUUGAUAUGCCAAUCAGAUGUUCAAAAUUUGAAGAAGGUCUGAAGUUACUUUUGGAACGUGUUGAUAAGAAUUCAACUUCCGUCACGAUCUAA
Molecule: messenger RNA, 570 nt
Organism: Cooperia oncophora
Lineage: Eukaryota; Metazoa; Nematoda; Chromadorea; Rhabditida; Trichostrongylidae
Source: the annotation of a GenBank genome assembly